Molecule: messenger RNA, 1586 nt
Organism: Drosophila arizonae
Lineage: Eukaryota; Metazoa; Arthropoda; Insecta; Diptera; Drosophilidae
Product: N-acylneuraminate-9-phosphatase
Biological process (GO): dephosphorylation; N-acetylneuraminate biosynthetic process
Molecular function (GO): N-acylneuraminate-9-phosphatase activity
Source: RefSeq, a predicted model, not a curated record
CAGUCAUUGCUUUGCUCUUACUUUGGUUACAUUUACCUGUUCCCUUAUUUAACUUUAGAGCAACGUUUGUUUUCAAUUUAGUUGCUGUUUAACUAACGGAACGUGUGCAACUACCUCGCAAAGACAAUUUCGACAGUUACCACUUUUAUUCGAGUGGCGCCAAAAUUGAAAUAGAUUAAUUAUUUGUACAUACACAAACAUAUGCAAUUAAUUGUUAUAAAGCUCUUAUGAUAUAUGUGCAACCAACUACUACUUCCCAUAGACGCACCCUACCCCCUAAUAAGAAUCAAGUUCUCCAAUCAACAGUGCGUGGCAAUAACUCAUGGCCGCUAGCAAAUUUUCAACAGCGACGUCGUUAACAACGGGCCUCAAGCACACAACACCGUUCGAUGGCAUUUGUGCGAAAAUCUCAGCGUUCUACUUCGACUUAGAUAACACGCUAAUCCCAACGCGGGCCGGUGAUUCCAAAGCAAUACGCAAGCUAGCUGACGUGCUGGAAACCCAGUAUAGCUUUACCAAAGACGAUGCCAACCUAGCCACACAGAACUUUUUGAAGUCGUUCCGUCGCUGCCCGGACAACUCGCAAACGUCGCUGGACUCGUGGCGCACGCACUUGUGGCGCGAGUCGCUGCAGCAGAAGCACAAGCAUCUCGCCGAGCAGAUCUAUCCGCAGUGGCUGAAGCUACGCUACCGUUACCUGGCCAUACCGCCCGACUAUGUGCAGCUGUUGCAGCGCAUGCGUCGCGCCGGCUACCUUCUAGCGCUCAUCACCAAUGGCCCGUCGAAUGCGCAGCGCGAGAAGAUCAACAAGCUGCACGUCCGGGGCCACUUCGACUGCGUGCUCGUCUCCUCGGAUCUGCCGUGGGAAAAACCGCAUCCGGAAAUAUUCUAUGCCGCUUGCAAUUUUCUUGGCGUCAAGCCGCACGAAUGCGCCAUGAUUGGCGAUAAACUCGAGACGGACAUCAAGGGCGGACAUCUGGCCCAGCUGGGCUUGACCUUCUGGCUGCCGCUGAGCACCAGCAGCGCCGCCUCACAGUGCCUGGACGAUGUGGAGUACAAGCCGCACGUAAAACUCAACAGCCUGCUGGAUCUGUACAAAUACUUUCCGCGCCUGAAUGCCGUCGCAGCAGCCGCCACUCCGAGCACCACGAAUCGUCGCAGCAGUCACAGCCAGAGCAGCAGCGGAAGCGGAAGUAUCAGCGGCAGCGGAAUCGGAAGUGGAGCCGGGAGCAAUAGCGAUCAUGAUCGCGGGGCGGGAGUGCGUCAGCAGCCAUAUGGCGAGGAUUCGUAUCAGCGCCAGAGCGCGUAUAGGCGUGGCGGCUCAUUGCCAGCAAUGGACUGCUCCAACAGCGAGGCGGAGAACAGCUGCGAUAGCUUUAUUUAGGAACUAAUACGGAGUCGGACAGAGUGAUACGCGGCUGCCUAGCGGGGGGCGAAUGUUACGUGCAGAAGUGGGAGAAAGAGAUGAAGAAUAGGAGGAGACAAUGAGCAAUUGAACGUGCAAGACAUGGAAAUGAUGUACCUUCAGUUUACAAAACCAAACACACACACAGACAGACACACAUGCACACAUACAGAAACACACC